GUAUUUUAACAAAAAAUCAACUACGCGCGCAGUGUUGUUGUGAAACUUGUGUAUUUGCCAUUCACAUGUCAAGCUAACGAUCACAGCUGUUACCAAGAAGAAGAAAAAGCCGCGGCGGCAGCAGCAACAGUGUUGCGAAAUGUGGAAAAGAAUAAAACGACUAUCGAUAUAUAGCGAAUACACAGUUUGAGAGUAUUAAGAGUGAGAAAGAAUUAGGUUUGAGAGUCACAACACUGAGGAACAACGCGUGAUUGUCAACAGUGCAGUGAAACGGUAGCAACUGUAUUUGCCAUUCACAUGUCAACCUAAACGCUCACAGCUGUUACAUUGAAAAAGAAACAUUGCUUGGCAAAGUAGAAUUACAUAAAUCGUAGCAAAAACCGGCAUUUACACCGUGAAUAAAAAGCAUUUAAAUAAAUAAAACUCCGAGUUUAGCAGAAAGCUCUCGUUUAAUGCAACAUUGUUAGGCAAAGUAUGAACGCUUAUUGCUACUUUGAUGUGCAACUGAAAAUUCGUCAUUGUGAUACAAUUGAGCUGACCCCAACUUAUUUUCGUGGCUGCGUUUUAAACUCUUUGGAGGGUUUCUUUGGCGAAAUCGGUGGCAAAACCACUUUGGAGAUCGUCCGAUUUAGCGUGGAGCAGCGACGCGUUGUCUUUCGUGUACCCGAGGAGUUUGCCCAACGCACACGUACUGCCAUAUCUCUUAUUGGUCACUACCAGGAGGUGCCGUGCCAUUUCCAAGUGCUGCAAACAUCUAAAACUCCGUUAGAUUUUGACAAAGAGCUAGACGACACACCCGAAUCUGCUCAGCUUUAAGCAUGGCAUUUUCAUUUAGCAAAA
This is a messenger RNA of Drosophila busckii, 840 nucleotides long. Gene Ontology annotation, cellular component: ribonuclease P complex. The record is from RefSeq and is a predicted model, not a curated record. Gene Ontology annotation, biological process: tRNA 5'-leader removal. NCBI's taxonomy places the organism in Eukaryota, Metazoa, Arthropoda, Insecta, Diptera, Drosophilidae. Bases 475 to 816 code for a protein of 113 amino acids. The transcript has 2 exons.